Molecule: messenger RNA, 4395 nt
Organism: Arvicola amphibius (Eurasian water vole)
Lineage: Eukaryota; Metazoa; Chordata; Mammalia; Rodentia; Cricetidae
Product: golgin subfamily B member 1-like
Cellular component (GO): membrane; cis-Golgi network; endoplasmic reticulum-Golgi intermediate compartment
Source: RefSeq, a predicted model, not a curated record
AUGAAGGCAUAUGAAUAUGGUAACAGGUCCAUUGUGGAGCAAGCCACUCCACAAACAAAAUACCAAAGGCCAAGUGUGGUAACACAAGCCAUUGCCCCAGCAUGCAGAAGACUGAGCUGUACAGAUCGUGGGUUUGACACCAGUGUUGGCUGCAUGUUGAGUUCCACGCAGCAGGUGGUCCGAGAGAAAGCCUCCUGCUUUGAAACCCAGGUCCGCCUCCAUGAAGAUAAGCAGCUUCCGUUAGUGACCCAGGCAGAUGUGGAGACAGAGCUGCAACAGAAAUUGAGGGUGACACACAGGAAACUUGAGGAUCGUGAAGAGGCCUUGCUGGGCCGUGCUCAGGCUGUAGACUUGCUGCUGCAGCAGGAGCUGACUUUGGCCGAACAGAGAAACCAGGUACUGUCUGCGGUCCCACUCGCUGCCAGGGAGGGCUGGUUUCUACGAUGUUAUACCGUUUCUCUUGCCCAGAUGAAGGCCCAGCUGAAAGAAAUGGAGGUUGAGAAAGAAGAGCUGGAAUUGAAAAUUAGUUCUACAACAAGUGAGCUGACCCAGAAAGCAGAAGAAGGAUUUCUGUUACAAGAGAGGAUACGUAAGCAGGGUUUAGAAAUCCAGAAUUUGAAGGCAGCCUCCCAUGAAGCUGAGGCCCACGCAGAAAGCCUGGAGCAGGAAUGGGAAAGCAGCCAACUCAAACUUGCUGGCCUGGAACAUCUGAAAGCAUUACAGCCUGAACUAGAUGAACUGCAAAAGCACACGCAGCAGAAGGAAGAAGAGGGCUACCUGUCUGGACAGCUUAGUGAGAGAGAACAGACCCUCACCAAAGUCCAGGCAGAGAUGAGGGAAGAGGAGCAUUUCAACAGGGCCCUGCACACACAGCUGGAAAUGUAGGCUAAGGAGCAUGAGGAGAGGCUAAAGCAGUUCCAGGUGGAACUUUGUGAGCUGAAGCAGAAAUCAGAAGAGGGUGAAGAAGAAGCUAAAGCAAAGCAGCAGAUACAGAGGAAACUGCAGGCGGCUCUCAUCUCCCUAAAGGAGGCAUUGAAAAAAAACAAUCUGCAAGAGGAAUUGUCUUCAGCAAGAGAUGCUAUGGCACACCUGACCAAGUCUCUCACAGAUGUUGAAAGCCAGGUUCAAAAUAAAGAGAAAGAUGUAUUCCUAAGAAAGUUAGCCCUUCUUUAUGAAGAAAGAGACAAACUCAUUGUAGAAAUGGACAAGUCUUUACUCGAAAACCAGAACCUCGGUGGCUCUUGUGAAAGCCUGAAACUAGCUCUGGAGGGGCUUAUGGAAGAAAAGGAAAAACUGAUGAAGGAACUUGAAUCUCUGAGAUGCUCUAACAUUGCAGAGAGCACCGAAUGGCAAGAGAAGCUCAAGGAGCUGCAGAAGGAGCAUGAAGUUCUUCUGCAGUCCUACGAGAACACGAGCAAUGAAGUAGAGAGGAUCCAGCGUGUGAGGCAAGAGAAGCAAGAACUGCACGGGAAGUUACGAAGCACAGAGACAGACAAAAGGGAGACAGCAAAGCACCUGCAGGAUGCAGAACAGGAAAUGGAAGAGAUGAAAGAAAAGAUGAGAAAGUUUGCUACAUCUAAACAAGAGAAGAUCCUGGAGGUGGAGGAAGAAAACGACCGGCUUAGAGCAGAGGCUCAGCCUCUAGGAGGAGCCAAGGAAAGCAUGGAUGCUCUUCUUUCUUCAAAUUCCAGCCUGAAGGAGGAACUAGAAAGGGUACAAUUAGAGUAUAAAACCCUUUCUAAGGAGUUUGAGGCUUUAAUGGCAGAGAAAAACAUUCUGAGAGAAGAGCUGAAGCUUCAAGAAGAGAGUGCACUGAAACAAGCUAGCCUAGAAGCCACUGAGAAAUUCCAUCAACAAACGGAUGUCAUCACUGAAGAAGAAACACAAGCUCUGGUAGGCAAAUCGCAAGAGCAAGAUACUCAGAGUGUGAGCGUUAAACUUGAAGAUUCGGACUGUCUUCUUUCAGCAAACAGCGCCAAGCCUGGCACUAGUGAGACUUUCGGCUCCCACGACGACAGCAGUGACCACCUCCAGCAGCCUGAGCGACUCAAGGGAAGAAUCGCUGGGUUAGAGAUGGAGAAACAGAGUGACAGGGAGCUUAGCCAGACACUAGAAAAUGAGAAAAAUGCCCUCCUGAGUCAAAUAUCGGCAAAGGAUGGCGAACUAAAACUACGUGAGGACGAAGUCACCAAGAUAAACACGUUAAACCAGCAAAUUCAAGAAGAACUUUCCCGAGUCACCAAGCUGAAAGAGAUGGCAGAAGAAGAAAAAGAUGACUCAGAGGAAAGGUUAAUGAAUCAACUGGCAGAACUUAACGGAAGCAUUGGGAAUUAUUACCAGGAUGUUACGGAUGCCCAUAAAAACGAGCAACUAGAAUCUGAGGUGCAGAACCUUAAAAAGUGCAUGAGUGACUUAGAAGAAGAAAAGCAGCAGUUGGUUAAGGAGAAAACCAAGGUGGAGUCAGAAAUACGGAAGGAGUAUUUAGAGAAGAUACAAGGUGCCCAGAAAGGACCUGGCAAUAAGAGCCACGCAAAGGAGCUCCAGGAGCUGCUGAAAGAAAAGCAGCUCGAGGUAAAGCAGCUGCAGAGGGACUGCAGUAGGUACCAGGAGAGGAUCAGCACUCUGGAGAAGACGGUUAAGGCCUUAGAGUUUGUUCAGACUGAAUCCCAAAAGGAUCUGGACGUGACCAAAGGAAAUCUGGCGCAAGCAGUUGAACAUCGCGAAAAGGCACAAGAGGAACUAUCUAGCUUCAAGGUACUGCUAGAUGACACUCAAAGCAAAGCUGUGAGAGUGCUAGCGGACAACCUCCGACUGAAAAAGGAGCUUCAGUCAAACAAAGAAGCCAUCAAAAGCCAGAUGAAGCAGAAAGAUGAAGAUCCGGUGCGAGGACUGGAGCAGGCAGAAGAAAAGCACGUGGACGAGGAGAAGAACAUGCAAGAGAAACUGGAUGCUUUGCAUGGAGAAAGGUGCAUGGAAGACACACUUGCAGAGACCCAGGUCACCCUGUCCCAGAAAGACAAAGCAAUGAAAUAGCUGCAGGAGAGCCUGGGCAGCACUGUGGCUCAGCUCGUAGCCUUUACUAAGAGCAUGUCAUCCCUCCAGGAUGACCGUGGCAGGGCGAUCGAGGAAGCCAAGAAAUGGGAGCAGAAGUUUGGUGAUGCCAUUCAAACCAAAGAAGAGAGCAGACUAAAAGAGGAGAAUUGCAUGGUUCUAAAGGAUCAGCUGCAGCAAAUGACCACCCGUGCAGAAGAACUGAAGAUCGAUAUCACCAAACUUGAACCUGACAAGGAGAUCUGGGAGUCCAAGGCCCAGACAGCUCUACAACAACAGGAAGUUUGUGAUACCCUGCAGGGGGGAAACAAAGAGCUUAUGUCCCAAUUAAGAGAUCAGCAACUGUAUCACAAUUCUAUGAAUGGAUUAGCUAAAUUGGAGUCAGAACUUAAGAAUCUCAAAGACCAGUCAACUGACUUAAAUGAAUCGUUAGAAAAAUGUAAAAACAAUAAGGAAAAUUUGGAAGAAAUUAUAAAACAGCAAGAGAAUUGUAAAUUCAAUUAUGAACAACUCAAGACAGAUCUAAGGGCCUCUAGAGAGCUGACCGGUCGGUUGCAGGACGAAAUCAGUGUGAAGGAGCAGAAGGUUAUAAGCCUGCUUUCUGGCGAGGAGGAGGCAGCUGGUGCUGAGCUGCACCGGCAACACAAUAAAGAGAUCAAAAAACUAGAAAAUCUGUUGUCCCAGAAGGAAGAGGAGAAUGUCGCCUUAGAAGAGGAAAACAAGAAGGCUGUUGAGAAAACCAAUCAGCUCAGGGAAACACUGGAAAACAACAAGGAGAACCUGGAGCAGAGGGCUCAGCUGGAUUCCUUUGUUAAAUCCAUGUCCUCACUCCAGGAUGACCGAGACCGCAUCAUAAGUGACUACCAGCAGCUGGAAGAUCAACAUCUCUCUAUAAUCUUAGAAAAAGACCAACUCAUCCAAGAAGCUGCUGCUGAGAAUAAUAAACUGAAGGAAGAAAUUCAAGGGCUGAGAAAUCAUAUGGAUGACCUCAAUUCCGAGAAUGCCAAGCUGGAUGCCGACCUGAUCCAGUACAGGCAAGACCCAAACGAGGUGAUAUCCAUAAAGAACUGUCAGCAAAAGCAACUCCUCAAGGCUCAGCGACAGCAAAAUAAGGAGCUGAAAAAUGAAUAUGAAAAACUAGAUGAGAAGCUGAAGGGGUCGGAAGAAGCUAGGCAAAGCCCACAACGGUCCUCAGAUACCCUCCAAGGGGAGAAACGAGGCUUGUCUACACAGAUUGAGAGCUUGAGGAGACAAGUGGCAGCCUUGCAGGAAGAAGGAACCCUAGGCGCCUUUCCCGACCACCGCUGCGAGCUUGCAAACAGCCAUGUCUUCACUCCAGAAUGA